AUGCACGGGAACCAGCUGUGGACAGAGGAGAAAAUUAUCAUGCAGAUAAAGUGGGAUAUUAGAGCUAGAGCUGUGGCUAAAGGGAAAUAUUGUAGAACUAAUGAAAAUUUGAUGCUGUGUAAUAGUUGGGGCAUUCCUGAUAGAAUACUUAUUUUUCAAUCAAGAACACCGAGUCUUUCAUCAACCUCAAUAACUCCUUGUUUAGUUUUCAACAUUCUUCCACUCCACCAUGCCUUUGAUCGUUUCCGCUUCUUCUCUCUCCCCUCAAAACUUCCUCUUCUUCUUUUUCACACCCAUCACCUGAAAACUUAUUACCAUCAUCUCACGAUCCCAUCUUCUUCUUCUUCUUCUUCAUGGCUGUUGGAUUCAUGCAAGGACCUUCAAACUCUGAAACAAACCCAUGCUUUUCUCAUAGUCUCAGAAGGGUUGGGAUCCGUCACCGUUGUUUCAAAGCUUAUGAGUUUGUAUGCCCAGUUUAACGAUCUUCAGAGCGUCGUUCGUGUUGUUAACACCUUAGAGGUACCUCAUACUAUGGCAUGGAAUGUAACAAUCAAAUCCCACGUUGGUUGGGGAUUUUUUGAUUCCGCUUUUUUGUUGUAUAAAACGAUGAGAGGAUUGGGUGUUGCUCAUGAUAGUUUUACGUUUCCGAUAGUAAACCAAGCUGUUUCAGCGCUUCAGAGUGAUGCAAUAUAUGGAGAGAUGGUGCAUUGUGUCUCUAUAAAAAUGGGUUUUGGAUUUGAUGUAUAUUUUUGCAAUACGAUGAUUGAGGUUUAUGUGAAAUGCGGGUAUAUAGGUGAUGCCCUUAAAUUGUUUGAUCAGAUGUCGCAUAGAGAUUUGGUUUCUUGGACGUCGGUGAUUUCAGUUUAUGUUGGUGAAGGAAACAUUAGUGGGGCUUUUGAUUUGCUCAAGGAAAUGAGGUUAGAGUAUGAACCCAAUGCAGUGACUAUGAUGGUAAUAUUUCAGGGGUGUUGUGCCAGUGAAAGUUUGAUUGUGGGGAGGCAACUUCAUGGUUAUACAAUCAAGAACGGAUUAUUAAUAGAUGGGUCUGUACAAAAUUCAGUUUUGAGAAUGUAUACCAAGACGGGAAGAGUUGAGGAAGUUGAAAGUUUUUUCAGUGAGAUUGACAGAAGGGAUAAUGUUUCCUGGAAUAUUUUGAUUCCCUUUUAUUCCUUGAAAGGAGAUAUCGCAAACUUAGUGAAUAGGUUGAAUAAAAUGCAGGGUAUAUCGGCACUCAGCAUUGAGAGUUUAACAUUACUAAUAUCGGCAUUUGCAAAGUCUAGUGAUCUUUUUCAAGGUGAACAGAUACAUUGUUUAGCUAUAAAAACUGGUUUUCACGACAAUGUUUUGCUGACUAAUUUGCUGGAUUUUUAUGCUAAGUGUGGGGAAAUAGAGAUAUCAGCUGAGUUGUUUAAAGAAAUUUGCCAAAAAAACAGUGUUGCAUGUGGUGCUAUGAUGUCAGGUUUCAUUCAAAAUGGAUAUAUCAAGGAUGCCAUAAGUUUGUUCCAUCAAAUGCAAGCUGCAAAUGUUGAACUUGGGGCCGAAAUUUUAAGAAGCGUUCUUGAUGCAUAUACCCAUCUGGGAGCUCUGCAAUUGGGUAAGGCAAUCCAUGGCUAUUUUAUAAGAAACUUGUUUUACAGAUCUAAUGAAGAAACUACACACCUGGAAACCUCUAUUUUAAACAUGUACAUAAGAUGUGGAGGCAUUUCUUCUGCUAGAGUGUGUUUUAAUAAUAUAUUGGUCAAAGAUUUAGUAACAUGGACAACAAUGAUUGAAGGCUUCGGAACUCAUGGGCUUGGUUUUGAAGCCCUAGAACUUUUUGGUCUAAUGCUGGAGGAAAGAAUAAGACCUAAUAGUGUCACCUUCUUGAGCUUACUAUCUGCUUGUAGCCACUCCGGUCUUGUUAGAGUAGGCUGUGAAGUUUAUUUUGUCAUGAAAUGGAAAUUUGGUAUUGAACCUGAGUUGGAUCAUUGCACUUGCAUGGUGGAUCUUUUGGGUCGACAUGGAAAGCUUAAAGAGGCCUUAGCCAUAAUACUGAAAAUGGUGAUUUUUCCUGACAGCAGGAUUUGGGGUGCUCUUCUUGCAGCUUCCAAAAUUCACGGAGACACAAAACUUGGGAAAUAUACAGCAGCAAGGCUUUUGGAUCUGGAGCCUGAUAAUGUUGGGUAUCACACUCUCCUAAGUAAUGUGCAAGCUAGUGUUGGACAGUGGGAUGAAGUUGAAGAAGUCAGGAGAGUUAUGAAUAAGGAGGAUCUGAAGAAGAAACCUGGGUGGAGUUGCAUUGAGGCAAAAGGGAUGAUUCAUGGAUUUGUUUCUGCUGAUAGAUCACACCAUCACGUGGAGGAAAUUUACGAUGUAUUGCAGUGCCUAAGUAGGAUGAUUCAGGAAUUUUGAUAGUUUUCUUUGGUUGAUUUGAUUCAUUUAAGGAAUUUUGAUAUUAUCCUGGACAUCAUAUUAAUCUGAUGUUGGUUUUGUUAGAAAGUUUAAUAAAUUUUUUGUUACUGUUUUGAA
Corylus avellana is the source of this 2508-nucleotide messenger RNA. RefSeq names its product pentatricopeptide repeat-containing protein At4g35130, chloroplastic-like. Gene Ontology annotation, molecular function: protein binding; RNA binding. Lineage: Eukaryota; Viridiplantae; Streptophyta; Magnoliopsida; Fagales; Betulaceae. The record is from RefSeq and is a predicted model, not a curated record. Gene Ontology annotation, biological process: RNA modification.